AUGCUGGGCGCCGCGAGGAGAUCCGGAUGCGUGCUGGGGCAACUGAUGCAGACCCUCCGCCCGGCGGCAACGGCGGCGAGGAGCUACUCCGCGACCCCGAAGGAGAUGACUGUGCGUGAAGCAUUGAAUUCCGCUCUUGACGAGGAGAUGUCUGCCGACCCUUCUGUUUUCUUAAUGGGAGAAGAGGUUGGAGAGUACCAAGGUGCGUACAAGAUAACAAAGGGUUUGCUGGACAAGUAUGGUCCCGACAGGGUUCUCGAUACACCAAUCACAGAGGCUGGUUUUACUGGCAUUGGCGUUGGUGCUGCCUACCAAGGUCUUAGACCUGUAGUAGAGUUCAUGACAUUUAACUUCUCGAUGCAGGCAAUUGAUCACAUCAUCAAUUCAGCUGCCAAAUCAAACUACAUGUCAGCUGGUCAGAUAUCCGUUCCUAUUGUUUUUCGAGGACCAAAUGGGGCAGCUGCUGGAGUUGGUGCUCAACACUCGCAGUGCUAUGCAGCAUGGUAUGCCCAUGUUCCAGGAUUGAAGGUCCUAACUCCCUAUUCUGCAGAAGAUGCUCGAGGCUUGCUAAAAGCAGCAAUCAGGGAUCCAGACCCUGUUGUUUUCCUGGAAAAUGAACUACUCUAUGGUGAAUCGUUUCCUAUUAAGGCUGAAGUACUUGAUUCUAGCUUCAGUGUCCCAAUUGGCAAAGCUAAGAUAGAACGGGAAGGAAAAGAUGUUACAAUUACUGCAUUCUCUAAGAUGGUUGGGUAUGCUCUUCAGGCUGCAGAGAUACUGUCCAAGGAGGGAAUCAGUGCUGAGGUGAUCAACCUUCGGUCAAUUAGACCAUUGGAUAGAGCUGCUAUCAAUGCAUCCGUUAGGAAAACCAACAGAUUGGUUACCGUUGAAGAAGGCUUUCCACAACAUGGUGUUGGUGCUGAAAUAUGCAUGUCCGUAGUGGAGGACAGCUUUGAGUAUCUUGAUGCACCAGUUGAGAGGAUUGCCGGAGCUGAUGUACCGAUGCCCUAUGCGGCAAACCUUGAAAGAUUGGCAGUUCCACAGGUUGAGGACAUCGUCCGUGCAGCAAAGCGAGCUUGCUACAGAUCAUCAUCCAUGGCGGCAAACGCCUAA
Molecule: messenger RNA, 1110 nt
Organism: Triticum turgidum subsp. durum (durum wheat)
Lineage: Eukaryota; Viridiplantae; Streptophyta; Magnoliopsida; Poales; Poaceae
Source: the annotation of a GenBank genome assembly